Rhodamnia argentea is the source of this 1105-nucleotide messenger RNA. RefSeq lists its product as uncharacterized. The record is from RefSeq and is a predicted model, not a curated record. The transcript has a single exon. Lineage: Eukaryota; Viridiplantae; Streptophyta; Magnoliopsida; Myrtales; Myrtaceae. The coding region runs from base 187 to 900 and encodes 237 amino acids.
CUCUCUCCUCUCUCUUCUUUCCCUCUCUCUCUUCCGAAUACUCACAUCUCGCACAGAGAACAAAACCCAGAUUGAAGAAUAAGAAUCAAUCACUGUAAUCUCUCUCUCGAACUCUCUGGGUCUCGACGCCCUCAGUCUGCGGUUUCAUCUUCCCUCCUUCUUCCUUUUCUUGCCCCCUGCUUUUUGAUGCUUUUGCCCUUUCCACUGCUCAAUCCUAUCAAGAUUUCGAUACCCACCACCCACCCAAUAUUCCUUCUCUUGUUCUUGAUAACGAUCCUGCCCCAAGCCCUCCCCUUUCCAACCCCCGAGUCGAUCGACACCCACGACAGCAAGAGGGUCGCCGCAGCCAUGAAGGUCCACCCCGUGCCCAGCAAGAAGAGGAACAUCACGGUCCAGUUCGACCCGAGAAACGCCUCGAUCGAGGCGCAGGCCCUCGUCGGCGUCGUCGCCGCCCACCACAAGAAGCUCCGGAGGCUCCCCCACAUCUUCAGCCGCGUCCUCGAGCUGCCCUUCCGGGCGGACGCCGACGUGGAGGUGGAGGAAGGCCCCGGGUUCUUCCGCUUCGUCGCCGAGACCGACGGGAUCGGCUCCGACGUCAGGGCCCACACGGUGGAGAUCCACCCCGGGGUCACCAAGAUUGUGGUGAGGCCGAAUGGUUCGCUCGAGGUGCUGUCUCUGGACCAGCUGGAGCUCGACAUGUGGCGGUUCCGCCUGCCCGAGUCGACCCGACCGGAGCUCGCCAGCGCGGUGUAUGCCGACGGGGAAUUGAUCGUGACGGUGCCCAAGGGCGGGGAGGACGGGGAGGAUGAGGACGCGGUGGAGGGCGGCGGGAAUGGCGGCGGCGGUGAUGGGGAUGUUUGGGGAGGAGGUAAUGGGAAUAGGCUCGUAAUUGUACAGUAAAUAAAAAUCUCUCUUUUUUUUUUCUUUCUUUUUCUGGAGUUCCCUUUUCUGCCCCUGGCUCAUUGUUGUUGUUGGGUGGUCUCCUUUCAGUCUGCAAGUUAGUUUUGACUUUUAGAGGUUCCUGAUGGAGCUGAAGCCCUCUGUGAUGUUUCGUUCUGCUGAAUUGAAGAUGAAAAAAAAAAAAAUUCUGAAUGUUGCUUCCUUU